GCUCCGGUGGUUCGACAUCACCUCACCCGGCGUGAAGAGAACGACGGCGGUUAAGCUAGAUGGUACUCCGAUUUGGUAGCUAGCGUUAGGGAUUUUUUCACCUCCACUUGAAGAAACAUUGAGCCAGACCAAACCACCAUGGCUCUCUACGAAUAUGUCACGAAGGAGCAGCUGGCGGGGUUCGACAGAUAUAAGUACAGCGCCGUGGACACGAACCCCCUGUCUGUCUAUGUUAUGCAUCCUUUCUGGAACUUUUUAGUGAAGUUUUUACCAACAUGGCUGGCUCCGAACCUCAUCACAUUUACGGGUUUCAUGUUCCUCGUGUUGAACUUCUUGAUGUUGGCCUUCUGGGACUUUGACUUCACUGCCUCUUCUGCAGGAAACCAGCAUGUGCCUAGCAGGGUGUGGGUGGCAGCUGGGAUCUUCAACUUCUUAGCCUACACACUUGAUGGUGUUGAUGGCAAGCAGGCUCGUCGCACCAAUUCCUCAACACCACUAGGGGAGCUCUUCGACCAUGGGCUCGACAGCUGGGCCUGCAUCUUCUUUGUCGCCACGGUGUACUCCAUAUUUGGGCGUGGGGAAAGUGGCGUGAGCGUAGGUGUGCUCUACUACAUCCUGUGGGUGGUGCUGUUCUCCUUCAUCCUGUCCCACUGGGAGAAAUACAACACGGGCAUCUUGUUUUUGCCCUGGGGAUACGACAUGAGCCAAGUGACCAUCUCGCUUGUUUACUUGGUCACUGCUGUAGUGGGAGUGGAAACCUGGUACCAGCCAGUGAUCUUCACUUUUACCUUUAUGAUCAUAUGUGAGUUGUGUUUGUUCUCUAAAAUGAGUUUAUGUUCUUCCCUUGGCGGAUUUUAAUAAGCGUUCUGUUUAUUUCCAGCCUGUUCUUUUGCUGUGACAUUACCCAUGAGCCUCUAUAACGUCUGGAAGGCUUACAGGAACAACACUCUGAAGCACAGCAGCCUGUAUGAAGCCUUCCUGCCUUUCCUUUCUCCUGUCCUCCUCUUCGUCUUGUCCACCAUCUGGGUUGUCUUCUCUCCGUCCAAUAUCCUCGAGCUGCAGCCCAGGAUUUACUACCUCAUGGUGGGAACAGCUUUUGCCAAUGUCACUUGCAAGCUGAUCGUGUGUCAGAUGAGUAACACACGCUGCCAGCCUCUGACCUGGCUGCUGCUGCCAAUGUCCUUGGUUGUGGGCUCAGUUGUCACAGGGGUCGUCACCAAUGAGACGCUGCUGCUUUAUCUGUGGACCGCCGCUGUCAUACUCGCACACAUACACUACGGCAUAUCUGUGGUGCAGCAGCUCAGUGAUCAUUUCAACAUCUUUGCCUUCUCGCUGAAGAAGCCCAACCGAGACUGACAGGAGGAGGAACGAAUCGGCCUGACAGCAGCAGAGGUUUAAACUGCUCCUCUGUUCGACACUUCACCCUCACCCUAAAACCCCCCCACCUCCCUCCCUCCCUCCCUCCCUCCACAAUGACGCUUCGAGUGAACAGACAGUGGCCCUCCUCACAAAUACACAUUCCCAAAGCAACUAAUCAGACUCUGUUCACAACAACGGGGUUGGCCCCGGGGCCUCAGGCUUCCUUCACUGCUGAUUGGCUGACUUGAGCCAAUGAGGUGCUAUUGUUUCCUACGGAAAUGUGCUUCGAUGGUGAGGACCUGAGCAGUGAGAAGACACACUCCACGGAGGCCCUCAUCACCCAGAGCAUUCAGGACCUCAUUAUUCUAACCUCAAUAAUCAAACUGAAGCUAAUUUUAACCUCAGUCCUGAAUCAACAUCUUAAACUCCGUACAGCCUGCUCCAUCAGGUUUGCACAUUGAAAAUGAAGAUAAUACUGGUAAGCUGUCUCUAAAUACAGAGAACCCACAUAGUAUUAUGGAUGUAGAGCAGUGCCCUGAGGGGGAGCCUUUUCAGGUGACCCGUCUGAAGGAGUGAUGUCGAUCAAACCUGGAAACAGAACAUUGGAUUCCUACGGUUCUAGUUUUGUCCAGAAUUAAAUUUUUUUUUUUUUAAUCUUCCAUCAGUGAUAAUUGUUAAUAACUUCUUGUGUAUAUACAUAUACAUAUAUAUAUAUAUAUAUAUAUUAAGACCAUUGUUUGGGGUUUGUAAAAAUUGAGUAAAGAAGCUCAAACGAGGAUUUCCUCCUGUAAAAUAUUAUAGACCUUUCACUCUAAUUAAUUCUCCAUGAGGCUCUGUGGUUACAGCAGAUUUUAUUAUUUACUAACUGGGAUAAACCAAUCAGGUUUUACUAACCUUCCUUUGUUCUAUCCGGGUACCAGCUCUCCCCUUUCCCUCUGAGGUGUCGUGGUUUUCAUGCUGAUUCGUUCUUUUGGUUUGAUUUUUUUUUUUUUUUUUUACUUAUAUUUGUGUCAGCGUUAGUUGUUAUGUUGCGCAGCGCUUGAAUGAAGAGUGCGUCCAAAAACCGCCAGUGGAGCGGACUCACUCUGAGGGACCAAGCCUCCGCACAGAACAGCGCAAAAACUUCACGCUGCUUGCCGUCACGCAGACGUUACCUCGCUCGUUUUCUACGGUCCGGCGUAGAUCUUGUCUGGUUGCAUUUUUUCCGUCUGUUGUCUCAGAUUUGGAAGGUGUUCAUUUAGGACGGUUUAGGUUCGUUGAGACAGAUCCUUGCUCAGAACUAAAGACGCUCCAGUCGAUGUGUCUGUCAGGAUCAGUUAUAAACAAAGUCAGAAUAUUUACAAAGCACUGAAUGAAGACUGAGAACAAGUUUCAAAUGAAGUCAGGAAAGUCCUGGAAUGAUACAUGUUCUCCAGGUUUUUAUUAGAGUAAUAUGGCUUUGACCCUCCCCUACCUGUUGCUGUGCACUGCUGGCAAGCAGCCUUAAAGAUCCUACACUUGUUGCUCCAAAUUUUGACUAUUUGGAAAGUGCUACCUGAACAGAAAGCCUGAAUAAUCAGGCUGCUUUUAUCUCUUUCUUUAUAAUAAAAGGGAUGUUUGGUGAAAUAGGCACCUGAAACCACUCCUACCUUAUCAGAUGUUUUAAUUAAACAUUUCUGUAUUCAAUCUGUAUCAACAUCCCAUAUAAAAACAAAUUAAUAAGAUGUUAUUGUUUUCACUCUUAAUUAUCCAUAAAUUGCAUUAUUUAAGCAGCAAAGGGAAUGCAUAUGGAUGUCCUUUUUGCUUUAAAGAAUAAAAAUGUGAUCAUGUUAAACAUCUUGUUUUAAACCAUGGAGAAAGGAAUGUCAUUAUAGCCUAGAGGGAGUAAUAUUUUAUUUUGAUGGUAAGCUAUAAAACAAAAACAUAUUUUACAUGUUUUUGUCUAAAACAAGAAACAGAUUUAAAGCUUGUUUUUAGGUGCUUACUUCACAAAAUUCUAUCCCUAGUUUCCAUUUAGUUUUUGUUUUUAUUUUAGGGAAUAACAAUCUGCUAUUUCUGGUUAAUGGUUGGGGGAAAAAGGCCUUUAACUGGCUGUUAAACUGCCACGUCACUCAUAGCUUCCCAUCUGAACUUGUAAACCACGCUAACCUUAUUCAGUGAAGGUGGCGCACUUUGUUCCCACACAAUGAGUGUCGUUUUUAUUAUUCCAUUCAGCCAGCUGACCAGCAGUGUGCAGCAAUCAGUAGGGGAGAGGCUUAUUACAAAUGGAAAAAAAAAUCCAGUCAUUUUCGACCUCUUAGGAACAACUUUAAACUGUUAGUUUGUAACAAAAAAUGUUUUAGUUUUAAAAAGCUUUAGUUUAGUUUGAAGACGCUGUUUUUCUUUCAGCCUUCCCCAAGCGGUAAAAUGAGGUCCUGUUUAGUUCAAAGCUCCAUCUGAAACGAAUAGGAGACGCAUUUGUCUCAUGUUUUGCAGAUGAACGAAUGGUUACUAAGCAACGCUGCACAUUUUUCCUAACGUGAGUUACGAUCUGUUAAGUGGCUCAUUGUGGUUUACUGAGGUGCUGUAGUGGCUGCAUUGUAAUAGCUCCUUUCACAAAGCCCAUCUGUGUGGACACUGAUGAUUGUUGUUAUGUGUUAAAGGCUGUGAUUUCUAAUGGGUAUAUGCACUGUCCGCUUUGUACAGCUCCAUGUGUACAGAUCUGUUUGCGAAGUAUGACUGUAUACGCUGUAUGUUUGAAUGUCUGUGUAAAUACUGUUUUAUUAUUUAACUUCAUUUUUAAACCAAGUGUUUAAACGGUAGGCAGAUUUCUCCUGUGAGUUGGGACACCAUGCCAAUCAGCACUGCAAUCUACAAAGCUGUCUACAGCACUUACACUGUCUCUGUGGUUUGUUUGUUUCAUUUUUGCCUCGUUAAGGUCUGUUUGGAUCAAAUCCAUUUUGUUUUCCAGUGGGAUUUUCUGUCAAAAGACUGAGUACUUGUAGAUGGAACGUCCUGCCUUGUGAACACUACAAGCACUGCUGGAUGCAGUAAGGGAUUUGUACAUCAGGUAUAACCUGGGAGAGAACAACUGUGCCAUUUAAUAAAACCAAGAGAAUGAGUUUUCAUGCUGCUGACAGUCCUGGCUCCUUAACGAUCUAAUGAUAAUAAUUUUUCUGUUUUAUAAAGAAACUCCUCACUGGGCUUCUCUGUCUAAAAAACAGCUAAGCUGUUGUGUCCUGCAGCUCUGGAAACCACUCUAGAGCAUCAUGGUGGGUUUUUUUCUGUGUUGUCGUAUUUAAUGGUGAAGAUAGGGAGCGCUCCUACACAAAUAAAGCUAAUUUUCUUUAAAAAAAAAAAAA
Molecule: messenger RNA, 4679 nt
Organism: Cyprinodon variegatus (sheepshead minnow)
Lineage: Eukaryota; Metazoa; Chordata; Actinopteri; Cyprinodontiformes; Cyprinodontidae
Gene: selenoi
Product: ethanolaminephosphotransferase 1
Exons: 9
Coding region: 139-858 (239 amino acids)
Biological process (GO): phosphatidylethanolamine biosynthetic process
Cellular component (GO): endoplasmic reticulum membrane; Golgi apparatus
Molecular function (GO): ethanolaminephosphotransferase activity
Source: RefSeq, a predicted model, not a curated record